AAGUACGCCGAACAUUUUGGGGAUCUUUAUGUCAUAACUCCUUUCUGUAUUCGGUGAUUACUGUCUGUAGAUCAGAGGUAUGGUGAUGAUGUGCGUCGCUCAGUAUAGAGUCUGAUGUCGGUAGAUCAGAUGACCGACUAUGGCUGAGCUUCACGCGCAGGAAGAUCUCUCCAAAAUGUCCUACAGAGAAAACUGGAAAGUACAGCAUGAGCGACUGCAUGUGCAGCACCGUGGUCAUGAGGCCAUGCACGCUGAGAUGGUCCUGAUUCUCAUCGCCACACUGGUGGUGGCUCAGAUUGUUCUGGUCCAGUGGAAACAAAGACACUGCAGAUCUUACACAUUUGUGACCCUCCUGCAGAUGUGGGUGGUUCCUCUCUACUUCACUGUGAAGCUGUACUGGUGGCGUUUUUUGUCCACAUGGGGCAUGUUCUCCAUCAUCACCAGCUACAUCAUAUUCAGAGCCACACGUAAACCUCUGUCUGGGAGAACACCCAGGAUGGUUUAUAAAUGGUUCCUGCUCAUUUACAAGCUGAGCUACGCUGUCGGAGUCCUCGGAUACCUGGCCAUCAUGUUUACUUUGUUUGGCUUCAAUGUGUUUUUUAGGAUCAGGGCAGAAGACUCGAUGGAUGUGGGCGUGGUCAUGCUCUUCUAUGGACUGUACUAUGGAGUGAUGGGACGAGACUUCGCUGAAAUCUGCUCGGACUACAUGGCGUCUACUAUCGGGUACUAUAACCUGGGUGGGAUGCCGUCUCGGAGUCUGUGCCAUGACAUCUGUGCUGUUUGUGGACAGAAGACUUUAGUGGACGUGGAUGAGGAGGGCGUGAUGGAGGACACCUACCAGCUCUCCUGCAGUCAUGUAUUUCAUGAGUUCUGUAUUCGUGGCUGGUGCAUUGUGGGUAAGAAGCAGACGUGUCCAUACUGCAAUGAGAAAGUGGACCUGAAAAGAAUGAUGAACAAUCCCUGGGAGCGAACACACGUCCUGUACGGUCAGCUGCUGGACUGGCUCAGAUACCUGGUUGCCUGGCAACCCAUCAUCAUCGGCUUCGUGCACGGGAUCAAUUUUUCACUUGGUCUGGAGUGAAGUGUGAUGAAGAGUCUUCAAAAAGUGUUCAAUUGUUUGCUAUUUUAUUAUUUAUUUAUAAACUAUAAGUUAAUGUAGUUAAUGUCGUCUGUAGCAUUUAUUUAUCUGAUAAACAACAUGACAGCCGUGAAAAAAGCCUGAGACAUUUAUCAUUUAUAAUAAUCUGCAAAAAAGGUUACAGCAGCUGAAUCACACACACACACACACACACACACAUGUGCCUGUAUAAUGUGUGUGUGUGUGUGAUGGUGUGUGUGUAAAAGAUCCCGGUUUGAUUUGGUUCAGUCAGUGUUGGUUGCCGAUAGCGACGUCACAGAUCCUCUGAGUGUCGUAUUGUGUGUGUUACUGUGUGUUGGUUUGUGUUUGUUGUCGUUAUUGCUCAGAAAUCCGUUGUGUAAGUCUGCGGGUUGUGAGCAGUUGUGUGACAGGAAGUUUGCACUUUAUGAUGUAGCUUCAGUAUAAAUUGAUCCCUUCUUCACUGAGGAUCGUUCAUUAAUGUCUCUGGAGUUUUUCCUGCUUUCUGAAGGCAGCGUGUGUUUAAGGUUGUUGUUUGGUUGAUGAUUAAUUAUAGUCUUAAUGAUUGAUUUAUUAUCAUUUCUCCUGAUUUUUGUCGAGUUUUUGUGUAUUUACUUUUCCUGCUUAUUAAAUCAAAAUUAAA
Messenger RNA from Tachysurus vachellii, 1739 nucleotides. It is a transcript of the gene rnf175, whose product is annotated as ring finger protein 175. Gene Ontology annotation, molecular function: metal ion binding; ubiquitin protein ligase activity. Gene Ontology annotation, cellular component: Golgi membrane; endoplasmic reticulum membrane. Lineage: Eukaryota; Metazoa; Chordata; Actinopteri; Siluriformes; Bagridae. The transcript has 9 exons. The coding region runs from base 140 to 1081 and encodes 313 amino acids. The record is from RefSeq and is a predicted model, not a curated record.